Molecule: messenger RNA, 357 nt
Organism: Orcinus orca (killer whale)
Lineage: Eukaryota; Metazoa; Chordata; Mammalia; Artiodactyla; Delphinidae
Gene: MLN
Product: motilin
Exons: 4
Coding region: 1-357 (118 amino acids)
Cellular component (GO): extracellular region
Molecular function (GO): motilin receptor binding; hormone activity
Source: RefSeq, a predicted model, not a curated record
AUGCUGUCCUGCAAGGCCGUGGCCUUUCUGCUGGUGGUGCAUGCAGCCACCAUGCUGGCUUCCCAGACAGAAGCCUACAUUCCCAUCUUCACCUACGGCGAAGUCCAGAGGAUGCAGGAAAAGGAGCGGUACGAAGGGCAAAAGAAAUCCCUGAGUGUACAGCAGAGGUCCGAGGAGGUGGGCCCUCUGGACUCCGCAGAACCCUCGGAGGAAGAAGUAAAGGAAGUUACCAAGCUGACUGCUCCCGUGGAAAUUGGCAUGAGGAUGAACUCCAGGCAGCUGGAAAAGGACCAGGCCACCCUGAAAGGUCUGAUGCCUGAGGUGCUGCUGUCCAGCCAGAACGAGGACCACAAAUGA